ACCUUCCGUCAAUGCUGAAGAUUUCUUCCAAGUCUUUGGUGGUUUUUCACUUCAAUCGUGUUAUGAAUUUCGCGUAGUAUGGACGUGGGAGGUGACGAUUCGCGACGGCCAGUAGUGAAAAAUUUUACAAAAGCGAACAUUGUUGCGUUUUACGUGAAGAAAUGCCGAAUAAACUUGUACCGGGCGCUUUUCAUUUAUCCGACCUAAGCGAAUUUCGAAUUUAAUUUAGAAGGAAAAGUCGCGGAGACAAAUUGGGAGCAUUCAAGCCGAAAGGACAUAGUUGCCAAGUGUUUUUCCAGUGAGAAAGCGGAAGAAGAACUUUUCAUCACCCACACCUUGAGCCCAGAGGAAAUUGUCAGUGCGGACGAGAAUUUCAAAAGUGAUUUUGUUAAAGAUUUAUUCGGGAAAUCUCGAGGAAAAUUAAGUGAACGUGAAAUCGAGUUACUGUAAUUGCAUUUUCCGAUUUUCCUCUCCUUUCGCGGAAGCUGUUCUGUUGUAGUUGUGCCGUUCUAGGUUGGGAACAUUUCACCGAGCAAGUUCCCAGCCGUUGAUUUUACUGAAAAUUCCGAGAUAACUUUUGCUCGCUGCGGGAAAGUGGUGCGUUCGUUGUAAAUAUUGGGAGGAAACGACCAAGCGAAAAUGUGGUGCAUAGUGAAUCUGCCCAACGGCACACAGCUCGCUGUCACCUGUGAUUCCAAGGCCUUGGGGCAGGAAUGCAUUGAGAAGGUGUGCAAAUCGCUAGGAAUGCUAUGCGAAAAUGAAUACUUUGGUCUGGAACGUUGGGACCCGACCCAACCAGAAACCCGUACUCGUCAUUGGCUCAAUCUUCGAAAUCGUCUAAGAACCGAUGCAAAUGCCGGAAGUGGUCUUAAUCUGAUGUUAGCGCUUCGUGUAAAAUUUUGGGUUCCAGUACAUCAAAUACUUCAGGAAAAUGUUCGUGAUCUCUUUUAUAUGCAAGCCAAAGUUGAUCUCAUUGAGGGACGUUUAAAUGCCAAAGAUUGGAAUAACGCUGCAUACUUAAGUGCUUUACUAUGUCAAGCUGAUGGUAUUCGAUUUAAUAAAGCAUCACUAUCGGCAAAAUGUCCAGUUCAAAUCAAAUUGGAAUUGAAGGAGAAAAAGGAGAAGGAACAACAAAACCUUGCCGCAAAAAAACGUCGAUUAUCAAAGCAAAAAUCAAUGGACAGUAUAGAUUUAUCUAACAGUGAAGCAGGAAAUACUGGUGCAUCCUCAGAUUCAGAAGAAGAGACAUCUCCUUUGAAUGUCUAUAAAAGUUAUAUUAUUAAACCAUCAGGAUGCGAUGUCGACGAUAUACCAUCUGAGUACCUUAAGCAGAUUGCCAAGGAACAUGAGCAGCUCGCGAACACGAGUAUGAGUCAAAAAUCCGCCAAGUAUUGUCUUUUACAACAAAUUCAAAACUUGCCUGGUUUUGGAGAGGAGUUGUUCAGCGGUGUAACAUGUAUAGAGCCUUCGGUACGAUGUGAUAUUUUGGUUGGACCACAGGGGUUGGUUGUGUGUACAGGCGAUGACCGAAUGAACAUACCAUUCAGUGCUAUCGCAACAGCAAAAUCAUAUCGACGAAUCUUCAAGCUAGAAUACGUUGAUGAUCACAAUACGCGUAAGGAGCUUGAAGUGAAAUUACCAAAACACAUAAUCGCUGCUGAUCUUUACCGAUCGAUAACCGAAAGGCAUGCAUUUUAUGUCUGUGAUAAAGUUCGUGGAGUCGUAACGAGUCAAUUUACACGCGACUUCAAAGGAACCAUAGCAUCAAUGUUCCGUGAACAUACGGAGCUGGGAAAACGUUAUGUUUUUGAUAUUCAACGAACGUGUCGGGAAGUUCACGAUCAUGCCCGUCGAAUUUUACACGAACGUGGCUUGGAUGUUGCUCUAGUAACCAAUGAUGCGAUAGAUGCAAAACGAGAUACCAACGAACAUGAAAUAUCGAUAGAACGUUGCGUGAACAGUCGAUUAAUGGACGCGAUGCGUUGCAAUAUCUGUAUGGAUCGUGAAAUGAAUACAAUGUUCAAUCCAUGUCGGCAUGUAGGAGCCUGUAACACAUGUGCUGCUAAAUGUGAACAAUGUCCAUACUGUCGUCAAAAAGUCACGAACGUGGUACGAGUUUACUUACCACCCGAACUAAGAGCAAAUACACCUUUAGAGACGGCACCUGCAAGUAGUGAUCGCCCAACACCUAAUACAAUGCCAACCGCGAUAGCAGAUUAAAGUCAGUUUGUUGAACGGUCCGAUCUCACAACCAAUCACAACCGUUUUUUUAAAAACUUUCAUUAAUUUAUGUACAAACCUUUCAGUUUAGGAUCCGAUUAAAAAACAAAAAAAUAAAUUCAGGUUAUUGCCACAGCCCCUCUGAGUUAACCUUUCAAGCAUAGCCUUUUCAAAAGUAUUCUUUUUAAUUAGAAAACUGAUUUUAUAAUUUGGUUCUCACAAAAGUUAGUGCAGAUUUUAGAUGAAAAUGAAAAGGAUUUCACAAGUUGUUCAACAAAUCAGGAAUCAGAUACAGAUAUGGGUUGGCAUUUUCACUUUAAAAAUCUGCAUUUCCUUUAGGCUCUAGUUUAAUUUUAAAAUGAUAUUUUUUAAGUAUAUUCCGUGUGAUAAUUUAAAUUGUGAUUACAUUUUAUUAUUUUUUAUUUAAUUGUUUAGUUUUAGUUACAAAAAGAAACAAACAAAUUACAACGAUUUAGUAGGUCCUUGGAUUCCUUCGUUAAAUAUUUGCAAGGCAUCCAUUUUGCUUGAAACCUACCUGUUUUUUUUUAAACUCUGCGUUACAUUUAUUACCUACCACAGAACAAACGUUAUUAUCCACCUAUAGAAAUUAAAGACGAGAACAUCUAUUAAGCGAACUUCAGGAAUAUGCUCUCGAAUUAUUUAAAUCUCUUCAGAAAGCCCCAAUGUACUACUUCAAUGAAAACUCACUGCAUUUCCCACACAUUUACUGAGCUUAAAAAACCACUCUGAGUAAAUUUGUUUGCAAAAAAUAUCUAUUAGCGAUUAAGAGAAGUAUUUUUUGUAAUAUCUAGCGAUAACCAAUAACAGAGUAAUAAUAUAUCCCGUUAUCCUGCAAGAAAAAAAUUAAUAAACGAAUUUUGAAAAUUAAUCUUUCGAAAAAAAAACCAUAAAUGAAUCAUCACAAAAGAAUAAUAAAAAUGGAUAUAAUCUAAUCAUGAAUCAAUGCAAUUAGACGAUAAAUAAAUUAUUGAUUAAGUGGCUUAAAUGUGUGCUAGUAGUAUGUAUACAACAGAAAAAAAUGAUUUAUAUAUCUAGGAGAGCAUCAGUAAUUUCCAAUUGAUGAAUGUUUAUUUUCUAUACCCCCAAAGUAUAUGAGAGAAGGAGAAAGAUAAGAAUAAAAUUUAUUCAUGAUUAUAUUGUUUUAAAUAUAAGACAAAUGAUAUAUAAUUCUUUUUAAUUCGUUAUUCCUUUCCACAUGAAAACUUACCAGUAUAAAUGCUAAGGAACAUAGAAUUUAACAUGUGUUAUGAACAAUCUUAAAAAUACUAUUGUGUUCAAGAAUAUUGGCAAAUGUGAAACGCCAUUUAUACGUGAAAAAAAAAUAAAAAACAGUCAAAAUGUAUUGUUGUCAUCUCUGCAAUACUGUCGAAUGAAACUGAAAUACAUGUCUUAACAGAA
Molecule: messenger RNA, 3639 nt
Organism: Hermetia illucens (black soldier fly)
Lineage: Eukaryota; Metazoa; Arthropoda; Insecta; Diptera; Stratiomyidae
Gene: dnr1
Product: E3 ubiquitin-protein ligase MYLIP
Exons: 4
Coding region: 640-2220 (526 amino acids)
Biological process (GO): ubiquitin-dependent protein catabolic process
Cellular component (GO): cytoskeleton
Molecular function (GO): ubiquitin-protein transferase activity
Source: RefSeq, a predicted model, not a curated record